AUGUCUUCAGCUACAACAGUUUCAUCUAUCCAUCCUCGAGAAGUAUGGAUUAAAGAAGAAGGUUGCAGCCACGUGUGUUUAAUCAUUGAUCCCCAGACAAAAAUAAUUGAAGAUAUUAAACGAUUAGUAUUGGGUGAUUCUCGUAAACAUUACCAGGCUUUUUAUCUUCAACAACUUCUAGCAGAAAAUGUAGCUAUUCCAACUGAUGUUUCCUUCGAAAAUCCCAUCCAAUUAAACCGUAUCAUUAAUCGUUCUUCUAUUCCAUCAAAUGAAUACGAUAGUGAUGCUCUUAUGAAUCUUCAAUUUGAAAGAACUGAUGAAAGAAGAACAAGCACCUUGCUCGACAACCGUCAACAACUAUAUCAAUGCAACAAAUACAUGGGCAAAUGGCAAACAAAUUGCUUGUAUAGAAAUAAUCCAGAUGGAGCCAAUAGCAUUGGUAGUAGUCGUGAUUGCUUACUCUCGACUGAUACUUCUUCUGGCACUUGGACAUAUCAUAGGAUGCUGCGAGAAGCGGCAAGCUAUGUAUGGCGUCGCAUGAGUAAUGGAAAUGCCACUUCGUACAAAUCAAAAUCUGAAUAG
This is a messenger RNA of Rotaria socialis, 582 nucleotides long. The record is from the annotation of a GenBank genome assembly. Lineage: Eukaryota; Metazoa; Rotifera; Eurotatoria; Philodinida; Philodinidae.